AUGGCCGAUAGGAACUACGCUUACGACCCGGUUGGGACCGGAGCGCCAGUCAACCAACAAUCGUACAGGAUGGAGGCGGGACAGUUGUGGCGGCAGUAUGUGAUCGCCGGCAUCGCGAACAUCGCGAUCGCCUCCACUGGUUAUUCUAUGGGAUGGACCUCACCAAUUAACAUCAAGCUGCAAGACAAAAACCUGACGGACUCCCCCCUGCCAGCGCCAUUGGGCACAGAAGAGUCGGCCUGGGUGGGCUCCCUCUUGCCCGUAGGAGCUAUUUUUGGUCCAUUCAUUGGGGGUUUAGCGGCUUCGAAAAUUGGACGCAAAUGGGGUCUCCUCAGUUCCGCCAUCCCACUGUUUGUGGGUUGGAUCCUGGUGGCAGCUGCUACCAACGUGGGAUUCCUAUACGGCGGCAGAAUAUUCUGGGGUAUCGCCGUCGGGAUGCUGUUCACCGUAUCGCCAAUGUACUGUGCCGAAAUCGCUACGGAUGACGUGCGAGGUGCACUCGGAUCCUUCCUGCAGGCUUUCAUCACCCUCGGAUUCUUGUUGGUGUACGGCAUCGGUCCCUUCAUCUCGUACAGCGCAGUUGCGUACGUCGGCGUGGCAUUUGUGGCAGUGUUCGCUGUCUGCUUCUAUUUUAUGCCAGAAUCGCCCAUGUAUCACCUUAUUAAGAAUGACCGAGAGUCAGCAGCAGAAUGCUUGAUGUGUAUACGUGGCCGAUCCCGCGCGGGAGUUGAAUCCGAGCUCAACCAAAUGGCUGCUGAUAUCAGCGCUUCUAUGGAGAAGACUGCGACGCUGGCAGACGUCUUCCGUGGGAGUAAUUUCAAGGCAUUCUACAUCAGCUGUGCGUUAGUGUUCUUCCAGCAGUUCAGUGGGAUCAACGCUGUGCUCUUCUACAUGAACACCAUCUUUAGUGCGGCAGGUUCCGAUCUGGACCCGUCUAUUGCUACAAUUAUCAUUGGUGCAGUACAAGUGAUCGCUUCAAUGAUAACCCCGCUGGUGGUGGACAGGCUUGGAAGACGUAUCCUGUUAUUAGUAUCCACUUGCGGUACUGCUAUUGGUCUGGGUCUACUAGGCAUGUACUUCCUCUUAAAUGAACAGAAAAGCCCAGUCGUAUCCAGCAUCGGAUUUCUGCCGAUUUUGUCACUAGUGCUGUUCAUAGUGACGUACUGCUGGGGGUUGGGGCCCCUCCCGUGGGCAGUGAUGGGCGAGCUGUUCCCCAUCGAGGUGAAAGCCGUCGCAUCGCCAAUAGCUACGGCGUUCUGCUGGACUCUGUCGUUCUUGGUGACUCGGUACUUUGAGCCAAUCGCAAAUGCGGUGGGGAUGUACGUGGCGUUCUGGGUGUUCGGCGUGUGCUGUGUCGCCGGGUUCUUCUUCACGCUGUUCCUCGUGCCCGAGACCAAGGGCAAGAGUCUGCAGGAGAUACAGGACAUGCUGGCCGGCAGGAAAUCAAAACCAGGAAAGGCAUAA
This is a messenger RNA of Parnassius mnemosyne (clouded apollo), 1464 nucleotides long. The record is from the annotation of a GenBank genome assembly. NCBI's taxonomy places the organism in Eukaryota, Metazoa, Arthropoda, Insecta, Lepidoptera, Papilionidae.